Brienomyrus brachyistius is the source of this 3210-nucleotide messenger RNA. Its product is annotated as leucine-rich repeat, immunoglobulin-like domain and transmembrane domain-containing protein 3. Gene Ontology annotation, molecular function: protein binding. NCBI's taxonomy places the organism in Eukaryota, Metazoa, Chordata, Actinopteri, Osteoglossiformes, Mormyridae. The transcript is spliced from 6 exons. Bases 1 to 1908 code for a protein of 635 amino acids. The record is from RefSeq and is a predicted model, not a curated record.
AUGUCUGAUGCCAACUUGCCAUGCAGUGUGAGCACUGGCUGCUCCUUAUGUCCUUCUCUGUGCACCUGUAUUUUCCACGGAGGCAGUGACAGUACUGGCAUCAGAACUGUGCUGUGCAAUAACCCGGACAUGUCAGAGAUCCCAACCAGCAUCCCGGGGGACACUGUCAAGCUACGGGUGGAGAAGACAGGCCUGCGGCGGUUGCCAAGUCGACCUUUCUCCUCCUUGCCCAGCUUACUGUACCUGUGGGUGAGCUACAGUGAGGUGGUCGCCAUGGAUACGGAAGCUCUUGCCGGCUUGACCGUGCUGCGGGACCUGAGACUGGACGGGAACCUGCUGACGGCCUUCCCCUGGGAGGCGCUGCGGGCCACGCCCCACCUGCAUGUGCUCAGCCUGCGCAACAACCGACUGGCGAGCGUGUCCAGCGAGGCUGCUCACUUCCUGAGGAACGUCACCUACCUGGACCUCUCCAGCAACAAGCUGACCACGCUGCCUUCUGAUCUUAUGGACAUCUGGCCUCCCUUCUCCAAAGUGAUUGGGGAUCCCUCUCAGAAAGUGCUGCUGGGCCUGCAAGAUAACCCGUGGUUCUGUGACUGCCGUAUCUCCAAGCUCCUGGAGCUGGCUAGGGUGCCAAAUAUUCAGCUGGUGCUGAUGGACACAUACCUGGUCUGCAGCGGGCCGGAGAAUCUGGCCGGGGUGGCAUUCCAGCUAGUGGCACUAUCCCGUUGCUUGAAGCCUGCAGUGGUGACCUCCAGGGCACAGCUCAUCUCGCUGCUGGGCAGCAAUGUGCUGCUGCGUUGUGAUGCCACCGGCUACCCCACCCCCAGCCUCUCCUGGUUGCGUGCAGAUGGGCUGCCCAUCAACACAACAGUUGUCCAGGAGUCUCCAGGCAAUGGAAUACGAUGGUCCAUAAUUAGCCUGAAUGCGGUUUUGUACAAGGAUGCAGGUGAAUACCGCUGUAAGGCUAAGAACGUGGUGGGGUCAUCUGAGGCCUCGAUCACCCUGACUGUAGCUGGUGUAAUCUCCACUAACAUCCCCAAAGCAAAGCCGGCUUCACAUGACGAAACUUGGACAUUCUCCAUCCCGGUGACAGACCCCAAGUCUACGGCAACCAGACCCACUGGGGUUGGCUUCACCCUAUCACCUGGUCCUAGUGACAGGACAGCCCCAAGCAUCAGAAGCCAGCAGGAGGGUCUCUUAGAGAGCGAGGUGGUGGGCAAGGUGCAGGAAAGAGGAGCUUUCAGGAAGCCAUCACAGAGUGGCAAGAACAAGAAGGCAUCCAGUGCCACCUUCUCCACAAGCCGAAGUUAUGCUGUCAAAAACAUCCGGGCGGUAGAAGAGACAGCCAACAGUGUGACGCUGCUUUGGAGCACAGAUGGAGCUCAGGAUGGCGCUCUGGUUUCUGUAGUAUAUUCUUCAUAUGAGGACAAGGAGAAACAGAUGGUUAAGACUGAGGUUGGGAAAGGCAAGCUGGUACUGAUGGGCCUCAAGCCACAGAUGAAGUACACAGUGUGCCUCGUCACCAAUGGACAGCCACAGAAAAGCCCAUGCAUCAGUUUCUCCACCAGGGCCGCCAACGUGGGCGUGAGCCUGGGCUGGAUGUUUGCCGUGGCCGGUGCCGUCGCCUGUGCUGUAGCACUGUCUCUGUCCGGCCUCCUUCUCCACCGCUGCCUGUCUUCCUUCUGCGGCAGUAGUGCGGGAUCUGAUGACGAGGAUCUCUCCAAAGAUACCUACGUGAAUUUCGAGACGGUGUCAUUAAAACAGAGGACGCUUGGAAGUCAGGUGGGCGAGCUGUGGACCCGACAGCAGACGCAGGAGUCCGAGAGGAUGCUGCUGUGCUCCCAGUCCAGCACUGACUCAAUGCUCACAUUCAGGAGUGACUUUUCUAGAGCUGAGUACCCAUGUUAGCAAGAGGAUGCCAGCCAAGACCGCAGCAAAGAUGGAGCUACUACCACCGAGACAUUCAACUGUUGCCAUAAUUGUGCCCUUGAGAAGUAAGUGGGCUAUCACGCGUCAGUCAAAAAUGAGUUUAGUGUCCAAUAUUAAUUAUUGAGGGUUUAUGUAUCUUUUAAAUAUACCAAAGAUGUAUAUCAAUUGUAGGGUAUAGACACUGAUUUUUUGAAAAAAUUUCAACUUUGCAGCUCAUUUUCUCAAAACUUUGUUUUUGUGGGAUAGCCCACUUUACCUCUCAGGGGCACACUUGUGAUGGAUGGCUUAUUUUUAUUGUGUUAUUUUAAAUCAAAGGGUAAAUCUGAAAGGGCACAUUGUAAAUAUAGCUGUAAAAAUUAUAAAUAUGUUAAAUACAGUGUUAGCCACCUUAUCUUGUUUGAAACCUGUCCGAAAUCUGAUUUAACAGCUUUUAACGUUAGACCUUUCCAGUGUUAGUGGAAUAACUGAGACAUUAAAAGCUGCUACACCUGGUCAUGCAGUAAAUGAGACGGCAGCAGAAUUUGCACACGGCUCCAGAGGUGCAGAGUCUGUAACUUCUCCGUAUUUCUUUCUUCUGUAGUCAGCUGACUGUCACUGUGAAAGAUUGCAUAGUAUAGUCAUUUUUACUCAGCAACAGUAACAUACAAUUGAAAAAAUCAGGGUCGGCUUGUCCUGGGAGCAACUGACCUUGCUCAGUAGCCCAAAGUGACACUGAACAGGAUCUGAACCCACGACUGUUAGGGUUAUCUUCUUCUAAAGAUACGCUGGAAACAAACCAGUCUCUGAACACAGAACAACACGCACAGCUGUGAUGAUCUUUUCCUUGCUGCAAGGGAAGCCCGGUCCUGACCUCGAGGUGUCAGCCUCUCAGUCGAACUCAGCCAACUUCGAAAGAGGAACUCCCCUCGCAGUGUCUUUUAUUGAGGUACACAAACAGGAUAUGCAACGGACAUUGAACAUUGUUUAUCACCCUGUAUGGGGUGGAAAUAUUCAAGCGACAGUUCUUAAGCAGUGUUAUUGCUAAAUUAAGAUCAAGCUGCUGUAGGGUGUUGUUUCCAAGUGUCUAGCAAAAUGACAAUAAAAAAGUACAUAUUUCUCUAACAUUUCCCUCCGGUUUGUCAUCUUCUUCACUCCAUGUCUUAACCUUCAGGCCGCCUGACAGAAUACUUCGCCUGGCAGAAAUGGAUACAGCGAGCCGCGCUGCUCUGGAGGAGCGCCUGUCCAACGUGGAACAGCUCCUCGCGGCCCAGGCUGUUCAAACUCCCCUGCCGGUAUCUCCAC